This is a messenger RNA of Musa acuminata AAA Group (dessert banana), 1529 nucleotides long. RefSeq names its product protein RGF1 INDUCIBLE TRANSCRIPTION FACTOR 1-like. The transcript is spliced from 4 exons. Lineage: Eukaryota; Viridiplantae; Streptophyta; Magnoliopsida; Zingiberales; Musaceae. Bases 710 to 1399 code for a protein of 229 amino acids. The record is from RefSeq and is a predicted model, not a curated record.
GGUUCUGCCACAUAUGUUCUUCAGAAAUCUUUGAGCAUCCUACAGCCUCUGGGAAAAUGAUUUGUGAUGCUCAAACCAUCCUCUCAUCUUUUUGUCCUUUCUUAGCUGCAGGUUACCGAUGACCGUCUCUCGGCAUUGAACCGUAGCAGGAGCUUAACCAGAGCAUGAAAGAUGCAGUGAAUUCAGUCUCUUUCUUUGUAUGUGAAAAUUACUCUCUGUCUCUCUGUCUCUCUCUCUCUCUCUUUGGAUUUCCUUUGGUGAACACAUUCAUGCACACAAGCGAAGUGAAAGCCGGUAUAGGCAUGUAGUGAUCAAUGAUUGAUACCUCGGGAAAUGUUUACCGCAGUGGAAUUACUCGCUGGAUAUGAACUCCUCCUUGUCUUUUGUUUCUUUGUUUCUUGCGAGGAAAAUGCUCGGCACAUUUCGGCAAACAGCCAUAUAUAAAUAACACGCUUUCUCUGUGUUCUGUACCAACUUCCUCUUCCCCCCCCCCCUCUUUCUACAUCAACGCCGCUUUCCUCAUCUCUCCGGUGGCCAUCGGUGACCAGGAAGCUUCAUUUGAGUGCGUCUUCUUUGGUCUUUUGGUUUGAGACUUGGAAGUCCUCUGUUUCGUUGCCAGGCGCUGGAAUACUCCUCCAGAGGCCGAGCUGGUGGUCGCUAUCGAGAGUAGCUAAAAGAUUGCGUUUUUAGACGCAGAGAGAAGGAAGACAUGGUGAUGAUGAGCCCUAUGUUUCGAUUGGGGAACGAGGACACGGGUCCGCCAUGGCUGCGGCCGCUCCUGAAGGCGAGCUUCUUCGUCCCCUGCCAAUUCCAUGGGGAUUCCAACAAGAGCGAGUGUAACUUGUACUGCUUGGAUUGCAUGGGGAAUGCGCUCUGCUCAUACUGCCUCCCGGGCCACAAGGAUCACAACGUCGUUCAGAUUCGGAGGUCUUCGUAUCACAAUGUGAUCAGAGUGUCGGAGGUGUCCAAAUUCAUAGACAUCUCUUGCAUCCAAACCUACAUUAUCAACAGCGCCAAGAUAGUGUUCCUCAACGAGAGGCCGCAGUCGAGGCCCGGAAAGGGAGUCACCAACGCUUGCGAAAUCUGCAGCCGCAACCUCUUGGAUUCCUUCCGGUUUUGCUCCAUCGGCUGCAAGCUAGAAGGUAUGAGGACGGACCCAGAGCUCACCUUCACCCUCCACCCCAAGCCUCGCCGCGAGCCGAUGCAUGGCUCUGAAUCCGACGAGUCAUCGACCGGUCGAAAGCUGCGAAAGACCUCAGGCAUUAGCAGAAGCAUCACCCAGCUCCCUGCAGCGAAAUGGGGCAACGAAGGUAGCAGCAUCUCUUCCGGGACUCCUCCCAUCGUCAUCAGCUACCGGACAUCCCGACGGAAGGGCGUGCCUCAUCGGGCUCCAUUCUAAGGUUGUGGAUAUGUACCGUGAAUAUAUAACACCAUAGGAAUAACGAAACCAAAGUGUGUGGUUCUUAGUUUCUUCUCCUUCCUAUUUGGACAUAAUGGAAGUGUGAGGAAGAAGUGGGCUUCAUGCAUCU